Molecule: messenger RNA, 1231 nt
Organism: Culex quinquefasciatus (southern house mosquito)
Lineage: Eukaryota; Metazoa; Arthropoda; Insecta; Diptera; Culicidae
Exons: 6
Coding region: 306-1091 (261 amino acids)
Source: RefSeq, a predicted model, not a curated record
ACAAACGAAAAAAUAUUACGUCUGCAUCUGAAAAUCUUUUUGCAUCAGUGCUAUUUUUUGGCUUCAAAUUAGAAAAAAUGAUUUGUUUGCUUUAAUUGCCAUUCAACACAAGUUGUAUUUUACAAUAAAACUUGCAUUUUUCUUCUGAGUCUUGGCGAUACGCAUCGUAGUGUAGAAGUGUGAAUAAUAGAAACUUUGUUUUUUUAUUAACUCAAAAGAAAUUUGGAAGUUUACUUGCGCUACUAAUGAUGAAAAACUAUUAAAAAUAAGUAUUCCAAUCAACUCAAACUGAGACACUAUACAUAAUGCCAAUGGAUAAGGACGAAACAUUACCUGCAUCAUCUAAGACGAAAGAUGUUAUGUAUACCUUAAGUACUUAUGAGGAUAUGCCAAAUACCAGCAGCAAAUCGGUGUCCCAUGACCCAGCUGAUUAUAUUCAAAAGGCUAGGGUAACGAAGGCGGUUCCACCAAAACCGGCGUACGACCCUCUUCAAUUUGUGCAAUUAAAGCCCUGCAGUUUAGUGAAAACUGCACAGGAACAAAUAAAAAAAGCAGAAAACGUUAAAAAGGUUCAAGAAGAGAAGAAGGAGGAGCCAGAAGAGUGGCAAUGCAAUUUGGAUAGCUGGAAAUCCUCCAGAAGGAAACGAGUCGAGCACAUCAUAGAACGUGUUGUUGAAGUUAAGAAAAUCGAAUUGGAAGAGCAUGAUAGAAAUCGACGAAAAUCAAAAACAUUUAAUGAAAUGAUGGAACAAAGAGGAUCCCGACGGAAAUAUUUACCCAUUUACACGGACGAAGAUAACAAUGACCUAACUGAAUUUGGAUUAGGGCCAUGCGAUAAAAAUGCAACAUCAAAUGAAACCGAUACAGACACAUCAACAAGCAAUAUAAACGAAAACAAUAAUACUUUAUAUACAAGCCCAUCUAAUGCUACUGAGUACAAUGAAUAUACGGAAGCCAUUGAAGGUUACAAGAGCAGAGUGUCACGAGCAGGUCAUCUGAAUUCGAAUCCGAAAACAGAGUCAAGCUUAAGUGGGAAUGCAAACACAGUCUUCAUCAGUAAUGAUAAAAUGUUAAAUCUGAAGAGAUUAUAAAAUCAAGUGAACAGCCCAGUUUGGUUCCCAAAAUAGAUUUUUUAAAAAGAAAAGAAUUGUUCGAAAAAGAGCAAUGUGCGCCAAAUAGCGGAAGUGACAUAAAGCGACAAUCUGCUGAAAUCAUGAGCACAGUUAGCAUA